Molecule: messenger RNA, 1062 nt
Organism: Oikopleura dioica
Lineage: Eukaryota; Metazoa; Chordata; Appendicularia; Copelata; Oikopleuridae
Source: the annotation of a GenBank genome assembly
AUGACUUACUCGACCGAAUCUUCUUCUUUUUCCGAGCAAGUUCUCAGCGGACUCGUUCCUACUACCGAGAUUCCUCCUAUUUGCACAACUCCACCAGCAGCCAUCAAAAUUGAGGCAGCGAGCUACUCCUGCGACUGGGUAGAACACGGCGCGGAAUGCAACCUCGAGUGGCCAAGCAUGGCGGAAUUCGUCGAGCACGUCGUGGAACAACACAUGAUGGAAUCUCCAAACGGCGAGUACUUCUGCUUCUGGAACAACUGCCCCCGCUUCGGAACUCCCUUCAAGGCCAAGUACAAGCUCGUCAAUCACAUGCGCGUCCACACCGGCGAGAAACCCUUCAGCUGCAACACUUGCGACAAGAGCUUUGCCAGGAGCGAGAACUUGAAGAUCCACAAACGAGUCCACACUGGCGACAAACCCUUCAUCUGCCCACAUCCAGGUUGCGGCCGCGCCUUCUCCAAUUCUUCCGACCGAAAGAAGCACCAGAACGUCCACCAGAAAGGCGUACUCAUGUGCCCGAUUCUCGGCUGUGACCGAAGCUACUCCCAUCCUUCUUCGAUGCGAAAACACCUGAAAACUCACGGCGCAGCAGCGAAAGGAGUUCCUCUUCCUCAGCGAAUUCUCGAAGGAAGCAGCCAGCUCAACCAACAGAUUCAUCAGGGAAUCCAGAGCCUCGUCGACCCAGCAUACCUCCACAAUCAGCAUCCUCCACAUCCACUUCAGCCGAUGGGCUCUCCUCACUCAGCCGGCUCCGGCUCUCCUCCUCCGUUUCAUCCCUUCCCGCUCUACCAACACCCAGCCAGCUUCAUCAACACUUCGGCAGACUCUGGCCUCGCCUCCUCGCCAAACCAGUCGAUGGGUUCUCCAGGCUCGACCGAAAAUCAACCUCCUUACUGGACUCCUUUCCUCAGCGAGCUGAACUCUGCCGAUGCCCCUCCUGCAGCUCCUCAGCAGCAAUUCCCCUUCUGGCCGGUUCCAGCUCCAGCUCAGCAGAUGAACCAUUUCUGGCGAAAUCUUCACAACCACAGCAAUGGCGAAACGACCGUUCCAUCCGUCUACUAG